Molecule: messenger RNA, 1275 nt
Organism: Gilbertella persicaria
Lineage: Eukaryota; Fungi; Mucoromycota; Mucoromycetes; Mucorales; Choanephoraceae
Product: Anp1-domain-containing protein
Exons: 2
Coding region: 14-1132 (372 amino acids)
Biological process (GO): protein N-linked glycosylation; cell wall mannoprotein biosynthetic process
Cellular component (GO): mannan polymerase complex
Molecular function (GO): alpha-1,6-mannosyltransferase activity
Source: RefSeq, a predicted model, not a curated record
AAAAAAAAAAAAAAUGAUACUUGCAGAAAAGACAGCCAACAUGUAUACAGCUCCUCUGAGAGGAAACAAGCGACUUGUUGUGCUUAUAUUGGCUAUUCUGUCGUUUAUCGUCCUCUCAUUUUUUACAUUUUCAAGUUCCUCUUCAUUCAGUCUAAAUGGUUCCUGUGGUGCAAGUGGCCGAACUAUCCGUACAUUAAGUGAAGCUGUUGCUUUCAGCAGCACUAGUUCCAACAGCAACAAUAGAGGCGGUCAAGCCAAAUUCAUUAACCUGAAUGAUUUAGAAGCCACAGCCAACGCAAAAGAACAACAAGAACAUGUCUUAAUUCUGACUCCUUUGAAAAAUGCAGAAGUUUAUUUACCUAGAUACUUUGAACUUAUUGACCGGUUGUCCUAUCCCAAGGAUUUAAUCACAGUCGCAUUCCUUGUGUCUGAUACCACCGAUAAAACUGUGUCCAUUCUAAAGCAAAAGGCAGACGAAUUCUUAAACCGCCAAGACCCCUCUCAACGUUACCAUGAAAUUGCCAUUUAUGAAAAGGAUUUUAACUUCCAACUGCCCGAGGAUAAGAGACAUACUUUUGAAUUGCAGCCUUUGCGUAGAUCGUUUAUGGCUCGUUCUCGUAAUUAUUUGUUGACUGCUGCUCUUCGUGAAUAUCAUUCCUGGGUACUUUGGUUGGAUGUGGAUGUGAUUGAAUAUCCUAAUACUAUUCUUGAAGACCUUCAAAGUGUGGAUGUUGAUGUGGUUGUACCCAACUGUUUAUUGGACACAGAGGAUGGUUCUUUCUGGGCUUACGAUAAAAAUAACUGGCAAGAAACUGAUAAAUCGAUUGAAAUGCAAAAAGAUCUUGACCCUGAUUAUGUCUUGCUUGAAGGUUACUAUGAAUUCUUAACCAACCGUUAUCUCAUGGUAGAUAUGCCUACACAUCUUGGUAAAUUCAAUAAGGUGCCCUUAGAUGGUGUUGGUGCUACCUUUACUCUUGUAAAAGCUCAAGUUCAUAGAGAAGGUGCCAACUUUCCUCCCUACGUAUUCCAACACCAAGUAGAGACUGAAGGCUUUGCUAAAAUGGCUAAGGCUAUGGGAUUCGGUGUCUAUGGUUUACCUGGUUAUCUCAUUUACCAUAUUCGUAACUCAUAAUUAUUGUACUUAUUUCUCUUAAUUUACACCUUAAUAAUAAUAAUAAUACUAGUAAUCAUGCUUUUAAUACAAAAUCCUAUAGAUCCGUUUCACAAAAAAAAAAAACUCAUAGAGAGGAGAGGGGAGGAGGGUAAACACAGUGC